GAAGCAGCAGCAGCAGCAGCAGCAGCUCCGGGAGACGUCAGAUGAACAUGGCGGUGGACGGGAGAGCUGUCACCAUUGCACGGGGGGAAACUGCAGCGUUUCUCUGAAAGACGGCAAGGGGAUUAAUUGUAAUAAAUAUAUAUAUACAUUAUAUAUAUUUACAAAAAGCAGUGAGAAAAUGUCAGACAACCAGAGCUGGAACUCCUCCGGUUCCGAGGAAGACGUCGAGCCCAGAGAUGAGUCUGGACAUCUUGUCGGUAUCGUCGACUUGAGCGGAGUCCUCAGCAAGUGGACAAAUUACAUCCAUGGAUGGCAGGACCGUUGGGUGGUCCUCAAAAACAACACACUGAGCUACUACAAGUCUCAGGAUGAGACCGAGUACGGCUGCCGGGGUUCCCUCUGCCUCAGCAAAGCCGUUAUCACUCCUCAUGAGUUUGACGAGUGCCGGCUGGACGUCAGCGUGAACGACAGCGUGUGGUACCUCAGAGCCCAAGACCCGGAGCACCGGCACCAGUGGAUCGGCUCCGUGCAGCUGCACAGGACUAUCAGAGAGGGGAGGAGAGAGAAAGCAGGAAUCCAGGGGACGAUAUUCAUCCCUCAACCACUGGCUGAUUCUGGAUACGGCUCCGAGUCCAGCCUCCGGAGACAUGGCUCCACGCUGUCGCUCACAUCCGCCACCAGCGGCUUCUCCGCCACCUCCACCUCCUCCUUCAAGAAGGGUCACAGCCUGAGGGAGAAGCUGUCGGAGAUGGAGACCUUCAGAGACAUCUUGUGCCGGCAGGUGGACACGCUUCAGAAAUACUUUGAUGGCUGUUCGGACGCCGUGACGAAGGAUGAGCUGCAGAGGGAUAAGAUCGUGGAGGACGAUGAAGACGACUUCCCCAGCACCCGGACCGAUGGCGAGUUUCUGCACAACAACCACGGCAUCAAGGAGAAAUUGUUCCAGUCUGUGAGUCCCAAGGGAAUCAAUGGCAUAGACUUUAAGGGCGAGGCCAUCACGUUCAAGGCCACCACCGCUGGGAUCUUGGCCACGUUGUCCCACUGCAUCGACCUCAUGGUCAAGAGAGAAGACAGCUGGCAAAAACGAGUGGAUAAGGAGAUGGAGAAGCGGCGUAGAAUAGAGGAGGGCUACAAAUCCGCCCUGAAUGAGUUGAAGAAGAAGUCUCACUUUGGAGGUCCAGAUUAUGAGGAGGGUCCGAACAGCCUCAUAAACGAGGACGAGUUCUUCGAUGCGGUCGAAGCCGCCCUCGACCGGCAGGACAAAAUAGAAGAGCAGUCCCACACGGAGAAGAUACGAUUGCAGCGAUCCAGCCCGGUUCCCCCCGGAGACGUCUACUCCAGCAUCGGCACGCACAGGUUCUCCGACAAGCCUCGUACUCAGUCCUCCCCUGCUCUGGUAAUCAGCGCCCCUCACGACGUCCACAGAUUCAGCUCAGAGGUGGAGGAGAUGGUGCAGAGUCACAUGACCUACUCGCUGCAGGAUGUCGGUGGAGACGCCAACUGGCAGCUGGUGGUAGAAGAAGGAGAAAUGAAGGUGUACAGGAGAGAGGUGGAAGAGAAUGGCAUUGUUCUGGACCCGCUGAAGGCCACCCAUUCGGUGAAGGGGGUGACGGGUCACGAGGUGUGCCACUACUUUUGGGACACGACCUACCGCAACGACUGGGAGACCACGAUCGAAAACUUCAACGUCGUGGAGACGCUGUCGGACAACGCCGCGAUCGUGUUCCAGACGCACAAGAGGGUGUGGCCGGCGUCUCAGAGGGACGUGCUGUACCUGUCCGCCAUGAGGAAGAUCUUGGCCAACAACGAGAACGACCCGGACACCUGGCUGGUCUGCAACUUCUCCGUGGACCACGACGACGCCCAGCCGUCCAGCCGCUGCGUCCGAGCCAAGAUCAACAUCGGCAUGAUCUGCCAGACGCUGGUCAGCCCGCCGGAGGGCGACCAGGAGAUCAGCAGGGACAACAUCAUGUGCAAAAUCACCUACGUUGCCAACGUGAACCCGGGCGGCUGGGCGCCGGCCUCCGUGCUCAGGGCCGUGGCCAAGAGGGAGUACCCCAAGUUCCUCAAGCGCUUCACCUCCUACGUCCAGGAGAAAACCGCCGGCAAGCCCAUCUUAUUCUGAGGACCAAUCCACGCUUUCGGUUCAGUACACCCGGCGCCAUGUUGCCGUGACUCCUCCCACAUCACAAGGACAGAACUACUGUUGCUUCCCUCCCUCCCUCCUUCCCUCCCUCCUUCCCUCCCUCCCCAGAAGCUCUCGCAGCAGCUCCUAACGUCACGGCCGUAACGCUCAAGUCGGAGACUGACUUGUCUCUUUUUCCUACAGAUAUAAUAAUAUAUAUAUAAAUGUACGUAUGUAUGUAUGUUCGAUAAGAAGUUUGUAAAGAAAAUAGAAAAGAGAGACCAAAUGUUUUAUUAUUGCCAUUAAUAGCUUGUAUUUUGCAUUUCUCUUCACGUAAUUAGUCAUUUCACGGCUGUAUUUUUAAGCCGCUAUCUUUUUGCUCGUCGGUCAUCGUCUUUGAUUUGAGUCCAGAGGGCCGUCACCAACCCGUGACCCCUGUGACCUACGACUUGACCUCUGCGGCCGCGCGGCCCUCUCAUGAAAGCGCCUGUCGUCGGCGCCGAUGGAGGAGCGAGCCCAGAGCUUUGAACGCACCGCAGACGGGAGUCAGCACAUCGUUUGUGUCGGAGCACGUCAUCCGAAUGUUUCAUGUGAAAAGCGUCGCUCACAUUUCUCUGGGGGUCGGACGGCGUGGAGCCCAGACGCCUUCGUGUUGCAGGAGAAUCUCGCUCCAGGCUGCAGCGUCCACGCCGCCAGCAAAGCGCCUCGUAGGCCGAGUUCAAAAACACGAUGUCGUUGACUGAAGGAGCGAGGCGACGCUUCUGGAGCGAGUUUCAGUUUCAUGUGGACGUUUGUCCCGGCAGGGAAAGAGUUCUUCGCCUCGUGUGUAAACAUGUCGCUAAAGUCCAGUUUCUUCCGGCUCUUCUCCGUUUAUGUUGUAGUUUAUGAACAAUGAACCGGUUAAUCUGGACUUUGACGUUCUAUAGUUGAAAUGACACAAUUUGGUUUAAUGGCCUUUUUAAUUGUGCAGAUGAUACUUUUCAAUGUAAAGCAUCAGUACUUUUUGUUUUCUUGGUCCAUAUCUAUGAAGGGGGAAACCCAGAUGAUGGAAGCCAGGUUGAAGCAGACAUUUCUAAUUCUAGUCAAAGUAACUGUACAUAGUUAGAAACUCUUGUGUAAAUAAAGCUGUGGGAUCUACUUGCCCCGUUCAACAGUGAAAUAAAUAAGUUCAUCCUCCA
Pseudoliparis swirei is the source of this 3303-nucleotide messenger RNA. RefSeq names its product ceramide transfer protein-like. The record is from RefSeq and is a predicted model, not a curated record. Gene Ontology annotation, molecular function: phosphatidylinositol-4-phosphate binding. Gene Ontology annotation, biological process: ER to Golgi ceramide transport. Lineage: Eukaryota; Metazoa; Chordata; Actinopteri; Perciformes; Liparidae. The coding region runs from base 179 to 2125 and encodes 648 amino acids. The transcript is spliced from 18 exons. Gene Ontology annotation, cellular component: Golgi apparatus.